Molecule: messenger RNA, 4696 nt
Organism: Anneissia japonica
Lineage: Eukaryota; Metazoa; Echinodermata; Crinoidea; Comatulida; Comatulidae
Exons: 2
Coding region: 51-2939 (962 amino acids)
Source: RefSeq, a predicted model, not a curated record
GGAAAGUAGUGUUUGAUUGAAAGAGUAGUUCUACCUAGGCCUAGGUCGAGAUGAAUAAAAAACAUUCAAGCUAUCUACGUGGCUUCCGCUCAUUUGAACGUAGUUUUAAUUUGCGUGUACUUGCAGACGAUAAGGAGAAUGAAGCAGCCUAUGAACAAGCAAGAGUAAGAGGAAGACUUCCUUUUAACAGGUCAAAAGUCUUAAUUUUAGGAGAUCAUGGUGUGGGAAAGACAUCGACAUGUAGACGUUUGCAAGGAAAGGAUUUUCGACAGGAGGAGCCUAGCACCAUAGGAAUUGAAACAAAUACCGUCAAAGCAAUAGUUAGUGAUGUUAACGGUAAGUGGCGUGAAGUAGCAAAUACACCACGAGAAGACUUUGAAAGUUCAGCAGCAUGCUGGGCAGUAUCACACGUACGCAAACGGCUUGUAAAUGAGCCCACGAAUCCUAGUGGUAGCACGUCAGUCCAUCCUGAGAGGUUACCACCAGUAGAAGACAUAAAGCUAACUGACCACGCAUUAUAUCAGGCAAAGCAAAGUAGUCCCCUCAUGAUUAUGUUUCUACUCGGUGGUUUUACUUAUGGAUUUGGACUAGUUGUAUGGAUGAAUAUUCUUUGCUUGAUGUAUAUACUCGAUGUUCACACUGCGUACCGCUUCGGUUGCGGAUACACUAUCGCGCUGGUACUCAUAGACAGUGCAAUGGCAACAAUAGAUUUAGGAAGCACCGAAUUGAUCAAAGCAUCCAUUGUCAUGACUUUGUGUAUACUAAUUGGCUUACUUGUUGGUGUUCUUAUGGGAGCAGGUGGUAGAACUGGAGUAUGCAUGGCGUUCUGCAUAAUGAUACAUCCUAAACAGAAAACAUUUACCAUCGAUAAUGUUACAGAAGAACUAUUAGUUAUCUACAGCAAAGUAUAUUAUAAUUUGAUAAUUUACAUUAUUGCAGUUAUAAGUGUUGUGAUGUUUAGGUAUGUUUCCUCUAAGAUAUUGUCAAUGAGUCGAAAGAACUGUGUACUUUCUUUAUUAAGUAUCAUUUCUUUCAUCAUAGUCGCAGCCUUUAUUAAAGGACGGUAUUUUGUAAUCCUAUUUUAUACUUUUUCAUGUAUUGUGGUCCUUGGAAGUUGUAUUGUUGCUGGAGUUCUUUCAGGAAGAAAAUUUGCUGCUUAUGGGUAUAUUCCUAAAGUGUAUAUUAUCAAGAAAGCUAUUGGUUUUGUAGCUGGUAUAUUUAUAGCCAUUUUGUGCGGGUGGGAAUUUGUAGAUUUAAAAACUCUGAGCUUAAACAAUAAUAGAUACUUCUCUUUUCCACGAUAUUUUUUCAGCCUAUUGCUUUUUAUAGUGCCAAUCACUGCAUUUAUUGUCUACGAAUGGUUUGCAUACAUGAAAGUGAAGAAUACAACCUCUAUACCGAUAAAACAUAUAAAAAAAUCAAUGGAAGCAGGUAUUCGUAAUGAACCAGGACCUUAUUUGGAUGCUAGACUUAGUCUAUGGGACUUUGCAGGAGAAACCAUAUACUAUAACACCCACCAUCUUUUCAUGCCAAAGCAGGGUGUGUAUCUGAUUGUAUUUAACGCAGUUGAAGCGGCUAUGAAUCCCAGAAAACAAAUUAAGCGGCUACAGUUCUGGUUGCAAUCAGUUGCUAUGCAUGGAGACAUUAAAGAUGUUGUAGUGUUUCUUGUAGGAACAAGGAGGGACAGCGUUGUUGACGGAAAUGCUCUGAAGAGAUUUACUCAACUUGCAGAAGCACAACUCUACAACUCCUAUCCUAGAUUACUUGCAUUUUAUCCUUUGAGUAAGCCUAGCCUUUUCUUUUUUAUUGAAAAUUCGUUACAUUUAGACCAAGAUCGUGACAUGUUACAAAAAGUUAUUCAAAAAGAGAUUACAAAAUUGGAAUAUUUUCAGGAGGAAUUCCCAGUAAAAUAUCUUUUAUUCCAUGAAACUUUGAACAAGUUUCGCCAACAAAAGUACAUAAUCACGAGUUUAGAAGAGCUCUUAAAGGAAGUUAAUUCAGCAUCUAAUAUCAUUUCUCAGAAUGAGUUGUGCGAAUUCUUGAACUUCUUUGACAGAUCUGGUGAUGUCAUAUACAACGAACGUGAUUUGGCACUCCGAAAGUAUGUUAUAUGUGACCCUCAAAUGCUGAUAGAUAUCCUGACAAUCUUAGUGAAUGUGCCUAAACCUCACUUAAGAAAUCGGACAGUAGCUGAAUUAUGGAUAAAGUUACAAGACACUGGCAUUGUUGACAGUAGACUACUGGAACACAUUUGUAAACAGAAAAACAUUUUGCAGAAACAUUACUCUUACAUCAUUCAUUUCUUAGUGGCAACACACCUACUUUUUCCUCAUAAAGUACUUGAUCCCGUUGAACAAACUGGCACCUUUUUUCUCUCGUGUCGACUGCCAAAGAACAAUUCAUUGUCAACUACACAGAUCAGCAAUGUUCGCUCUCAAUACAUUUUUUAUUUCGAUUUUGGAGAAAUUCUUCAAGAAUUUAUAUUUCUACGUCUCAUUGCUAAAUGUUGUGAAAUGUUUUGUUCGGAUGAGAUAUUUUACGAUGCAGCAAGAUUUAGAACUGAUAAAUCAUGCAUUUUCUUCAUCAGUACAGAAGUAAUUUCUGGAAACAUUAAUUCAAACGACCGAAAUCUUAUUAAAGUUGACGUUAUAAGUGAAGACAAAACACGGGCCAUGUUUGUUCUACAGAAAAUGGUUAUGUUUGUUGAAGAAAUAAUAAAUCAGGAUUUUAACGUGGACUACUUUAGAAAAAUGUAUACCUAUGGGCCUGUGUGCGAGAGGUGUAGUUCCUUGGAUGGAAAGAUGUGUUUGGUGAACCUUAUUACAGAUGGAAAAGAUAUAUCUACACUGGAUGUCUAUGAAGCAGACAUUUAUCAUACGGUCACACUUAAACAAAAGCUAAGUAUCAAGUGCAGUCGAAUAAUAGACAACCAGAUCUGAGGUUUUUAGCUGCACAACUAACGGCAGUGAAAUUUGUAAUUCCUCCACAAACUCCAUCCUAAGGUGAACUCAAGAUAUAUUUUCAAGAUUAUAAUAUGGCCCGUAAUUAUAUAUGGAAUGGCUGUGGACGUGGAUUUGUCUAAAUUAUAUUUUUUAGGCCCAAGCUUCCUUGGGUCUCUGAGAAGGUGUUUAUAAUCUCAACAACCAGCUUCAUCAUAAAUUCAUUAACUAGAAAAACUGAUGUAAACAUUGACAAACCUUGGCAAGCCACAAUCAUCAAUCUAAAUUGUGUGCCAACCUGUUUAGUGUACAAGAUACAGAUAAUCAAUACUAAAAGCGGUCUAUAAUACUAGAAUAAGAUUAUAUUACUUCAUUAUUAAUUUUUUUCUUGUCAAUGAUUGGAUAAGUCAGUAAUCCUGUUGGGGUAUAUUGAGUCAGUAUUGAAUGCGUUACCUCCGUUUUGUUUCCAUGAAAAUUCCUUUGUAUGUACAAGAAGUUGGAUGGAAGAGACAUCUGUCUUAGAAGGGACACAUGUAAAUUUGCAAGUAAAUAAACUAUUAAAUUUCUAUGUUUAAACAAGCUAUUAUCACUUGUAUGUUACUUGAGCAACUUAAUUCCAAAAAUGGUUUUUUUAGGAUAUUGGUAUUAAUUUUACCGUGGGACAAUAUAUCUUAUAACAUAAAUUACAAUAUUAGAUUAGAAAUUUCACAAUUUCUUAAAGAAAUUUGAAAGAAUAUUACCCACUGUAUCCCUUUUAUUGUCUUAUACUGUUUACUGUUUUUUUUUUGUUUUUGUUUUUUUUAACGUUUUAGGGUUUACUAUUAUAAAUGUAUUUGUAUUAUAAUAUGAAGUGUGUCCUUUACUGGUGUUGUUUAAUGUUUUAUGAUUUAGUGUUUUAAUGUAUUUUAUUUUAGGGUUUUUUGUUUUUUAAUGCAAUCUCUGUAUUUUAGUGUACUGUAUAUUCAAUACAGAUUAUUAUUAUUAUCAUCAUCAUCAUUAUCAUUAUUAUUAUUAUUAUUAUUAUUAAUAAAGUUUAUCAAUCAGAUUUGAUUCCUUAAUAUGUCAUUAUACGUAAUAAAAAGCAAGUAGAACAUGUUGGAAGCUAGGUACUAUCGUUAAUAAUAAUUCGCUUUCGAUUGCACGACGACGAUAGGACCAUAGAGGAUAUUAUAAUAGGUAGUUUUCGCCGCACGAUGUUAACCUUAAGGUUAACGAAUGAUGCCAUAAUUUAUUCUUCUUGCGUUGCGGAGUACGUUAAUUUCGGGAUUUUACGUGCUUGGCGAACGUUAGUUACGGGUUUGCGCAUGGGUGUUUCGAUUUGUUUACAAAAGGGGCGGAGCUAUCGCGUUACAUGUUAGGUACUAACGUUAAAGUUAAGGUUAACGUUGUGGGUCAAAAAUUAUCCAAUACCCCAUGGUAGGACGUAAAACAUAAUGAUGUCACUAAUAGUCAUCUGCCCAUACGAGAAAGUUCUCAUUGUCGCAUGGAUUCUAGGACGCCUGGUAGGAUGGUCACGAAUGACUAAUUUUGUAUUCUAGCCUCGCAUCGUCGCGCAAAUUGAAAGCUCCCUUUUAACAAAGAGAGGUCAAUAUAAAUGUCAGUAGGGUUUAUGGUAUCAUGUACAGUAUAGAUAAAUUGUAUUGUUUUUAUAUUUUUACUUACUAAUUUUGUUUAUAAUCUUUUGUUUACUACUGAACUGUACUGUUUUCUUUGACAAUUUUCUGAUCUUUUUCGACAAUAAAAUUAUCUUGAAUCUA